Messenger RNA from Naegleria lovaniensis, 1005 nucleotides. RefSeq lists its product as uncharacterized. The record is from RefSeq and is a predicted model, not a curated record. Lineage: Eukaryota; Heterolobosea; Eutetramitea; Acrasida; Naegleriidae. Gene Ontology annotation, molecular function: GTPase activity; G-protein beta/gamma-subunit complex binding; G protein-coupled receptor binding. Gene Ontology annotation, cellular component: heterotrimeric G-protein complex. Gene Ontology annotation, biological process: adenylate cyclase-modulating G protein-coupled receptor signaling pathway. Bases 1 to 1005 code for a protein of 334 amino acids. The transcript has 2 exons.
AUGUUCCUCUUUACAAGUAAAUCGACAUCACCACAAGAACAACCACCACUUCCAUGCCACAAGAUUUUACUUCUCGGAACUUUGGAGAGUGGAAAAAGUACCAUCUUUAAGCAGAUUCCUCUCAUCUUUGGAGAUGGUUUUUCCAUGGAAGCGAGGAGGAAUGUGAAACCAUGGAUAUUGAGCAGUGUCAUUGACAAUAUGAGAAUUCUCAUUCAAGGAAUGAAUGCUCUCAAUCUUUUCUUUUCCAACGAAGAGAAUCGACAACGUGAGAACAAGAUUUUAGAGUUGAACUAUUAUGAAUGUUGGACAAUAUAUGAGGUUUGGAAUGACCAAUUAGUUCAAGAUAUUUUCGAAUUGUUGAAAGAACCUGCCAUUGUUCAAGUUCUUUCAAAAAGAAAUGAAUUUCACAUUCAUGAUUCUGCAACUUACUUUUUUGAACAUUUACAUCGAAUUUCAAAGAAGGAUUAUGUUCCAUCUGAUGAAGAUAUAAUUCGUGUUAGAAUCAAGUCAACUGGUUUAGCCGAUCAGAAUUUUACUAUCAAUACUCAAUCGUUGUGCUUGAUGGAUGUGGGAGGAGCAAGAAAUGAAAGAAAAAAGUGGCAUCAUUCUAUCAAAGUGUGUGAACACAUCAUUUAUUGUUGUUCAUUGAGUGAAUUCGAUCAACUGUGUUAUGAAGACGAUAGUACAAAUCGGAUGAAAGAAAGUUUAUCUGCAUUUGAACAUGUCCUUACCAACUUGUUAACACCCACUCAACCACAUCAGGUGUAUUUAAUGUUUACAAAAUUGGACAUUUUUGAACACAAGAUUAAGAAUGGAUCUCGUUUAGCUGAUACUUUUGAGAAAUACAAAGGUCCAGAAAAAGAUCCAAUGGCAGCUUUAGAUUUCAUCACUGAAAUGUAUUUAGCAAAAGAUGUUCUCAAGAGAGUGAAAGAAGUUUUUUAUGUGAACGCUUUGGAUUCCAACAACGUCAAACAAACCAUUCAACAAAUUGCAAAGCAUGUUUGA